Andrographis paniculata is the source of this 3958-nucleotide messenger RNA. Its product is annotated as topless-related protein 1-like. Gene Ontology annotation, molecular function: protein binding. Gene Ontology annotation, biological process: regulation of DNA-templated transcription. Lineage: Eukaryota; Viridiplantae; Streptophyta; Magnoliopsida; Lamiales; Acanthaceae. The record is from RefSeq and is a predicted model, not a curated record. The transcript is spliced from 26 exons. The coding region runs from base 388 to 3804 and encodes 1138 amino acids.
AUUUUUUUUCCCCUUCCUCUAAAGAUAGGGUUGAGCAAGAGAGAGAGAAAAAAUUAGAAAGAGAAAGUAGAGAGAGAGGGAGAGAGAGUAAAAGUAGAGAGAGAAAACCCCAUGUGUGGUGUGUGUAUAUAUAUAUAUAUAUAGCUGUCGCAAUCUCUCACCUCCAUAGGCACUGAAGAAGAAAGAUAUAUUUUUAGAGAGAGAAAGGGAAGAGAGCGAGAAAAGAGAGAGAGAGAGAAAUCAAGCCCCAUUUUUUUCUUCCCUUGGAGCUCGUCGCCUUCUCUGCUUCUCCUCCACCGGUCGAUCUCUCAUCUGAUGCUGUAUUUGUAUUUGGCAUAGAGAGAGAGAGAGAGAGAGAGAGAGAGGAUUGGCGGUAUUGUAGGAAUAAUGUCGUCACUGAGUAGAGAAUUGGUGUUCUUGAUCCUACAGUUUCUUGAUGAAGAAAAGUUUAAAGAGACGGUUCACAAGCUUGAGCAAGAAUCUGGAUUCUUCUUCAACAUGAAGUAUUUUGAAGACGAAGUGCAUAAUGGGAAUUGGGAGGAGGUCGAAAGAUACCUCUCCGGCUUCACCAAAGUCGACGACAAUCGCUAUUCGAUGAAAAUAUUCUUCGAGAUUAGGAAGCAAAAGUAUCUCGAAGCAUUGGAUAAGCACGAUCGCUCCAAGGCCGUCGACAUCCUCGUAAAGGAUCUCAAAGUGUUUGCAUCUUUUAAUGAAGAGCUUUUCAAAGAGAUUACUCAGCUGCUGACAUUAGAGAAUUUCAGGGAAAACGAGCAGCUAUCGAAAUACGGCGACGCGAAAUCCGCACGAGCCAUUAUGUUGGUCGAGCUUAAAAAGCUAAUCGAAGCAAAUCCCUUGUUCCGCGACAAGCUGCAGUUCCCCAAUCUUAAAAAUUCGCGACUCCGUACGCUCAUCAAUCAAAGCUUAAAUUGGCAGCAUCAGCUUUGCAAGAAUCCGAGGCCGAAUCCCGACAUUAAAACACUUUUCGUCGAUCAUUCGUGCGGACAACCGAACGGGGCACGUGCGCCGUCUCCGGCGAGCAAUCCCCUGCUCGGAGGGGCAGUGCCGAAACCGGGAGGAUUCCCGCCGUUGGGAGCACACGUGCCGUUUCAGCCGAAUUCGACGCCAGUUCCGAUGCCUCUUGCCGGUUGGAUGUCUAACCCUCCCGCCGGAGCUCAUCCUGCCGUUUCCGGUGGGCCAAUAGGUCUCGGAGCUCCACCAAUGCCGGCUGGUCUUAAGCAUCCGAGAACUCCGCCGACAAAUUCUUCCGUGGAUUUCCCAUCUGCCGACUCCGAACAUGCUAGUAAAAGAACUCGACCGUUGGGAAUUUCCGAGGAGGUAAGCCUUCCGGUGAAUGUCCUACCCGUCGCGUUUCCGGGGCACGCCCAUAAUCAGCUAUUAGCUACGCCGGAGGACUUGCCGAAAAUGGUAGCUCGGACUUUAAACCAAGGAUCGUCGCCUAUGAGCAUGGAUUUUCACCCGAUCAAACAAACUCUUCUUCUCGUCGGUACCAAUGUGGGAGAUAUCGGCUUGUGGGAAGUCGGCUCCCGGGAGAGACUGGUUCAGAAAAACUUCAAGGUGUGGGAACUCAGUGCGUGCACAAUGCCCCUACAGGCGAGCUUGGUGAAGGAUCCCGGUGUCUCGGUGAAUCGCGUGAUCUGGAGCCCCGACGGAUCUUUGUUCGGUGUUGCGUAUUCGAGGCAUCUCGUGCAAAUCUAUUCAUAUCAUGGAAAUGAUGAUGUUCGCCAACAUUUGGAGAUCGAUGCUCAUGUCGGCGGAGUAAACGACAUUGCGUUCUCGCACCCGAAUAAGCAGUUGUCUGUGAUAACCUGCGGCGACGACAAGCUUAUCAAGGUUUGGGAUGCAACAACGGGUACGAAGCAAUAUACUUUUGAAGGGCACGAGGCUCCCGUAUAUUCGGUUUGUCCUCACCACAAGGAGAAUAUUCAGUUCAUUUUUUCGACGGCGUUGGAUGGAAAGAUCAAGGCUUGGCUUUACGACAAUUUGGGAUCCCGAGUCGACUACGACGCCCCGGGUCGAUGGUGCACGACAAUGGCAUACAGCGCAGAUGGCACGAGGCUUUUCUCUUGCGGGACGAGUAAAGACGGCGAGUCCCACAUCGUCGAGUGGAACGAAAGUGAAGGAGCUGUUAAGCGAACCUACGUAGGGUUCCGAAAACGGUCAUAUGGGGUCGUACAGUUCGACACGACUAAAAAUCGGUAUUUAGCUGCUGGCGACGAAUUCACGGUCAAGUUUUGGGAGAUGGACAGUACGCAACUCUUGACGAGCACUGAUGCCGACGGAGGUCUUCCUGCGAGCCCUCGUAUCCGUUUCAACAAAGAUGGGACGCUCUUGGCUGUUUCAGCCAACGAAAACGGAAUCAAAGUAUUAGCUAACACCGACGGGCUUCGCUUGUUACGCACGUUCGAAUCUCUCACCUUCGAUGCUUCGAGAGCGUCGGAAGCUGCAAAGCCUACCGUAAAUUUGAUACCGUCGUCGUCGGUUGUGAGUAGUGUGGCGCUUUCGGAUAGGGUGGCUCCGACGAUGAAUGGGGAUUCGAGAAAUCUUGUCGAUGUUAAGCCUAGAGUCGCGGAAGAAGCGAAUGAGAAGUCGAAGAUUUGGAAGCUUACUGAAAUUAGCGAGCCAUCGCAGUGUCGAUCGAUGAAGUUACCGGAAAAUAUGAGAGUCACAAAGAUAUCGAGAUUGAUAUACACGAAUUCGGGCAAUGCUAUACUGGCGUUGGCUUCGAACGCGAUCCAUUUGCUGUGGAAGUGGCAGCGUAACGAGCGCAAUUCGAGCGGAAAGGCGACUGCUGGCGUUUCGCCUCAGCUGUGGCAACCGUCGAGCGGGAUUUGGAUGACCAACGACACAACCGACGCCAACCCGGAGGAAUCCGUCUCUUGCUUUGCUUUGUCGAAGAAUGACUCGUAUGUAAUGUCUGCGUCGGGAGGGAAGAUCGCAUUGUUCAAUAUGAUGACGUUCAAGACGAUGACGACUUUCAUGCCUCCGCCGCCGGCAGCCACAUUUUUGGCCUUCCAUCCUCAGGACAACAACAUAAUCGCGAUCGGCAUGGAUGAUUCUUCGAUUCAGAUAUACAAUGUCCGAGUCGACGAGGUCAAAAGCAAGCUUAAAGGACACUCGAAAAGAAUUACGGGCCUCGCGUUUUCGCACGUGUUGAACGUGCUUGUCUCGUCGGGAGCGGAUGCUCAGCUCUGUGUAUGGGGUUCGGACGGAUGGGAGAAACAAAAGUCGAGAUUCUUACAGCUCCCUUCGGGGAGAAUUCCGGCGACACAAUCAGACACACGGGUGCAGUUCCAUCAGGACCAAACCCACCUUCUCGUCGUGCACGAAACCCAGCUUGCGAUCUACGAUGCAACGAAGCUAGAAAGCGUAAAACAGUGGGUUCCCCGCGAAUCGGCUGCCCCGAUAUCCCACGCGACGUUAUCGUGCGACAGCCAGCUGGUCUACGCGAGCUUUCUUGACUCGACUGUGUGCAUAUUCACAGCUUCACACCUUCGCCUGCGCUGCCGGAUAAAUCCGUCGGCGUACCUUCCGUCAAGUGUCAGCAGCAACCCGACUGCGCAUCCCCUGGUGAUUGCGGCUCAUCCACAGGAGUCGAACCAGUUUGCGAUCGGGCUGUCGGAUGGUUCGGUUCAUGUGUUCGAACCCCUCGAAUCGGAAGGGAAAUGGGGGGUGGCGCCGCCGUCAGAGAAUGGGUCUGCGAGCGGCGUCGGUGUCGGUGUCGGCGGCAGUGGCGCGGCGGCGACGCCUUUGGUAGGUUCGACGUCGGAUCAGCAACAACGAUGAGCUCUGCAUUGCAUGAAGUGUUGCUUUUGUGUAAUGGAUAUAUAUAUAUAUAUAUUAUAUUAUGUUUAGAUUUGAUUUAUUUUCUUCUGGUUUUCGACUAACUUACGACUUUUAAAGAAGAAUAUAUAUAUAUUUGUUAGGGUGUCUUUUAUUA